Rhinocladiella mackenziei CBS 650.93 is the source of this 603-nucleotide messenger RNA. RefSeq lists its product as uncharacterized. The coding region runs from base 1 to 603 and encodes 200 amino acids. NCBI's taxonomy places the organism in Eukaryota, Fungi, Ascomycota, Eurotiomycetes, Chaetothyriales, Herpotrichiellaceae. The transcript is spliced from 2 exons. The record is from RefSeq and is a predicted model, not a curated record.
AUGCUCGGGGGUCUUCUCUUCUGCCUGUGGCGAAUCGCCGAAAUCGUCACCUUGAUCCCCAUCAUUGGCAUGCUGGCGUGGUUCGUCGAUGGUUUUGAUGACAACAACCAACUCACCCCCGACUUCAUCCUGGUGCUCUUUAUUGUCUCCACCCUAGCCUGCGCCUGGGCCAUCGCGACCCUCUUUCGACUCGGGUCGACCCGGCGUUCCGCAUUCUUCGUUGCUCUUGUCGAUCUCUGCUUUGUCGGCGCCUUUAUCGCUGCGGACUACUACCUCCGUGGCAUUGGUGACCAAGACUGCUCCAAUUUCUCCAGCGGUUCCAUCUACAUCGACCUCGGCCCUUUUGGAUACUACGGGCGGAAUAGUGGUUCGUCAUGGGCCAGCGACCUCGACAAGAACUGCUCCAUGUUGAAAGCCUCCUGGGCUUUGGGCAUCAUGAACACAAUAAUGUUCUUCUUCACCUUCGUCCUCGCCCUCUUCCUUCACCGCCACGAAAAGACUGUAGUGGUCAAAGAAGUCAGAAGGUCAAGACACAGCAGCCGGAGAGGUCAUUCUCGGUCAGGAUCAAGAAGGAGCAGCAGCCGUCGACGCUAUUAUGUCUGA